UUCUAGACUUGGAGUAGCUUCGUCAAAUGUACCAAUGUUCCUACCUAACAGCCAUACGAAUACGGAAAUGAGAUAAAUAAAUGUCUGAAAGUCCACAGGCCAUGGCUGCCAGGUUGACCGUUUGUUAAGGAACAAAACACGACUCCAACUCUCAAACCACCACCACACAAGAAGACCUCACUGCCCUUCCCCUCUAUACAGUGUCCAGCGACGUGGCGUCUCACCCAGGAAGAUAGAUUACUAGGUCGACGCUUUCGAUCUGAACACCAUAAAGAUCUUCUCCCUUUCUGCUCAGGAAACAGUGGGAAAGAGGUAUGUCGAUUUCGGCAAAGUCGUUGCCUUUAUCCUUUGUGGCGCACUUUCUUGCCGUCGCUCUGGCCGUGCUGGUGUUGGUAUGGGCCAUUCACUUCAGGGGCGGAUUAGCUUGGGAAGCGACCAACAAAAAUCUCAUCUUUAAUCUUCACCCUGUCUUGAUGCUUAUUGGCUUCAUUAUUCUUGGAGGAGAAGCUAUUAUGAGUUACAAAGCACUCCCGUUGAAGCAGGAAGUGCAAAAGGUGCUUCAUCUAAGUUUGCAUGCUGUUGCCUUGGUACUUGGAAUAGUGGGGAUAUGUGCAGCCUUCAAGAAUCACAAUGAAAGCAACAUUCCUAAUUUGUACAGUUUGCAUUCCUGGAUUGGCAUUGGGGUUGCUGUUCUUUAUGCCAUUCAGUGGAUUUAUGGCUUUUUGGUGUUCUUCUACCCGGGAGGAAAACUGAGUUUAAGACGUGAAUCACUUCCUUGGCAUGUGCUAUUUGGCACUUUUGUGUAUGUGUUAGCUGUUGGGAAUGCCUGUUUGGGGUUCCUUGAGAAGCUCACCUUCCUUGAGAACUCCGGCCUCUACAAAUACGGAUCCGAGGCCAUUCUCGUCAAUUUCACGGCCAUUGCUACGAUUAUAUAUGGGGCUUUCGUUUUCUUGACUGUCCUUUCACACGCUUCUCACCACGAUGAUCGUAGCUACUCUGCAAUAUGAUGGUGGUAUUUUCUGCAGUUGUAACUUGUAACACGUGGACACCCCCUCCCCUGAAGAAUAAAUGCAGUUAGGACCUUAGGAGGACUUGUAAAGUUACUUUAAGCAAAUGUGUGUUUUACAAGUAAUCAGUGUAUUUCUCAAGACUGUCCAUUUGGUGUGUUGGAAAGCAUGAUUUGAUUUUUAGAUUUUAUGUGCAUUUGAGGCUAAGAAAUAGCUGUUGAUAUAUGCUGUUUGUCAUUAGUGUCUUGUCAGGACCAAAAUGUAGUCUUGGCUUUAAAAGUAAUUCAUUCAUAAUUUCAUACUACAACUACACAAAUGAAUUAACACCCGAAAGAAGGGUUUUUAUUGAA
Messenger RNA from Cuscuta epithymum, 1357 nucleotides. The record is from the annotation of a GenBank genome assembly. NCBI's taxonomy places the organism in Eukaryota, Viridiplantae, Streptophyta, Magnoliopsida, Solanales, Convolvulaceae.